Messenger RNA from Aspergillus pseudoviridinutans, 2775 nucleotides. RefSeq names its product histidine biosynthesis bifunctional protein hisB. Gene Ontology annotation, molecular function: zinc ion binding; hydrolase activity; imidazoleglycerol-phosphate synthase activity. The transcript is spliced from 10 exons. The coding region runs from base 1 to 2775 and encodes 924 amino acids. Gene Ontology annotation, biological process: L-histidine biosynthetic process. The record is from RefSeq and is a predicted model, not a curated record. NCBI's taxonomy places the organism in Eukaryota, Fungi, Ascomycota, Eurotiomycetes, Eurotiales, Aspergillaceae.
AUGCUGAUUGGCUUGUGUGGAGGAAUAUGCUCAGGCAAGCACGCCAUCGCAGAUUACCUCAUUGAACAUCAAGAGUUCCAACUCCUGGAGUUGAACAACAAAAACUACCCUCGGAUAACUGAUAACCCAGAAGACGAUCUUCGGUUACAAGCUUCGGAACUCAGCAACAAGAGGAAUUCGGAAUUCUUAUUCGACAGCGUCGAAUCCCUCCUAGACUUUGCAACGAAAAGAUGGAGGGAGCGCUGGGUCACAACGGAUAUCUGGGAUGCUGCGACCAUAGAGCGUUUUCUUCAACGACCAUUUUUCCUCCUAGUGAGCGUUGAUGCGCCAGUUAGUCUUCGGUGGAAGCGCUUCACAGAUAGGUGUCGAAGGAGACAGCUUGAUCCUCCUCCGCUUGAAAGAUUUGUUAUAUGGAACGAUCGGCACCUUUACGAUAAAGAAAUCGGACGCGCCUAUCUGACGGAUCGUGCGCAAAUGCGACUGUUCAACUCAUGCUCUUCUUUGGAGGAACUGCAUGCUGCUCUAGAAGCCUUGAAUCUCGCUGAUGAGCAACGUCUACGUCCAAAUUGGGACCAGUAUUUCAUGCAACUAGCUUCACUCGCCGCGCAGAGAAGCAAUUGCAUGAAGAGAAGAGUGGGCUGUGUGCUCGUUAGGGAGCGUCGUGUAAUCAGCACCGGAUACAAUGGGACUCCUCGGCAUCUUACCAACUGCAACGAAGGUGGAUGUCCACGGUGCAACCGUGGAGAAGGAGGAGGUGUUGGUCUAUCAACAUGCCUUUGCCUUCAUGCCGAAGAGAACGCUUUGUUGGAAGCAGGCCGAGAGCGUAUACGUGAAGGCUCAAUACUCUAUUGCGAUACAUGCCCUUGCUUGACUUGUACAGUCAAGAUCGCUCAAGUCGGUAUAUCGGAAGUCGUGUAUUCCCAAGGAUACAAUAUGGACCAAGAAAGUGCUGCGAUCUUGAAAGCUGCUGGAGUAUGUCUGAGACAGUUUUCCCCGCCUCGAAACGGCCUCAUCUAUCUCCAAAAUUCUCAGAACGUUGCUUCGGAUUUGCCAUUGAUCAUCAGUCUUUCCGUAUUGAAGUACAGCACCUUAUCUUACGGCUUGAGGUACCGGACUGCCGCCAUGCCGACUGUUCACCUGCUCGAUUAUGUCGCGGGAAAUGUCCGCUCGUUGGUGAAUGCGAUCAACAAAGUUGGGUUCGAUGUUGAAUGGAUCAAGUCCCCGGCCGAUAUUAAAAAUGCCGAUAGACUCAUGGUACCCGGAGUUGGCCAUUUCGGCCAUUGCCUCUCUCAGCUUUCCGAAGGUGGCUUCCUGGAACCGAUCAGACAGCACAUAGAGCUGGGGAAGCCCUUUAUGGGUAUAUGUGUUGGUCUGCAGGCGCUUUUCGAGGGUUCUGAAGAAGAUUCUGACACCCCCGGAUUGGGGCUGAUCCCACAACGAAUGCAGAAAUUCAACGCUGACACGAAGAGCGUGCCUCACAUAGGCUGGAAUUCUGCUAUGAAUACAACCUCUGAGCGGCAAACUUUCUAUGGGUUGAACCCGAACAGCAAAUAUUACUACGUCCAUUCCUUCGCAGCUCUCUACAAGGCCGGCGUAUUAGAGAACGAAGGCUGGUCAGUUGCUACGGCCACGUACGGUGAUGAAGAAUUUAUUGGCGCCAUUGCUCGGGAAAACGUCUUUGCAACGCAGUUUCAUCCAGAGAAAAGCGGACAAGCUGGAUUACGGACUCUCCGUGCGUUCUUGAAUGGUGACAAAUACCAGCCAAUCGGAACGGAGGGUCUGGAGGCAGGAAAGAGGGAAGACGGGUUGACCCGCAGGAUCAUCGCCUGUCUUGAUGUCCGUACGAAUGAUGCUGGUGAUCUGGUCGUCACGAAAGGUGAUCAAUACGAUGUGCGAGAGAAGGUCGGCGUGGACGCAGGAGGUCAGGUAAGAAAUCUGGGGAAGCCGGUUGACAUGGCAAAGAGGUAUUACGAGCAAGGGGCGGACGAGGUCACCUUCCUCAAUAUCACGUCUUUUCGGAAUUGCCCGCUCGUAGAUACCCCAAUGUUGGAAAUAUUGAGAAGAACGUCGGAGACCGUCUUUGUUCCUCUGACAAUUGGAGGCGGUAUCAAGGACACUAUCGAUCCUGACGGGACUCACAUUUCUGCUCUGGACGUUGCUACAAUGUAUUUCAAGUCUGGGGCCGAUAAAGUCAGCAUUGGAUCGGAUGCAGUCAUUGCAGCUGAGGAGUACUACCAUCGCGGCGAAAAGCUUACUGGAAAAACUGCCAUCGAGACAAUUUCGAAGGCUUAUGGAAACCAAGCUGUGGUUGUGAGUGUUGACCCCAAGCGCGUUUAUGUCACAAGCCCGGAUGACACCGAGCACCACACGAUCAAAACGAAGUACCCGAACGCUAGCGGCCAGACUUAUUGCUGGUAUCAGUGCACAAUCAAGGGUGGCAGAGAAAGUCGUGAUAUUGACGUCCGACAGCUAGUGAAGGCUGUUGAGGCCAUGGGUGCUGGCGAAAUUCUACUGAAUUGUAUCGACAAGGACGGAAGUAACAGUGGAUUUGACUUGGAGUUGAUCAACGAUGUCAAGGCUGCUAUCAAAAUCCCUGUCAUUGCUUCAAGUGGCGCUGGCGUGCCAAAGCAUUUCGAAGAUGUUUUCCGAUAUACAGCCACCGAUGCGGCAUUAGGUGCUGGAAUGUUCCACCGUGGCGAGUUUACUGUUGGGCAGGUCAAGGAACACCUUCGGAACGAGGGUUUUCUAGUCCGCAACUUCGAAAGCGACGAAUGA